Molecule: messenger RNA, 8244 nt
Organism: Orcinus orca (killer whale)
Lineage: Eukaryota; Metazoa; Chordata; Mammalia; Artiodactyla; Delphinidae
Gene: TGFBRAP1
Product: transforming growth factor beta receptor associated protein 1
Exons: 11
Coding region: 5844-7922 (692 amino acids)
Biological process (GO): autophagy; endosomal vesicle fusion; intracellular protein transport
Cellular component (GO): membrane; cytoplasm
Source: RefSeq, a predicted model, not a curated record
GUCCAUCUGCCCUUGGGGGUGGUUUAUUCAGGUUGACGGCAAGCCCCUUCCCCACGCCCCGGGAACGUUGGUAUCUCCCUUGCCUUCUGCUGUGACAAGGUGUCCGGGGUCCCUCUGUACGCUUCCUGCCCUAGAUCUGGUUUCCGCCAUUUCUCCAAGGACCCCUGAUGUUUAGAGACCGCAGUCUGGGUGCUGGAGGUGCUUGGGGUCUGCUGUUUCUAGGUCUCUUGGGUGGACAGAGCUGGGAAGUAUGCCUUAUUUAAAGAUAAAACCCAUCAUGAGAGUAUAUCGCUGGAACAAGUUUGGGGCUACUGGGCCCUGACCCCGUCUGUCUGCGUGCCUGUGUCUCCUCCCGCCCACCCCCAAAUCCUAGUAAGGUCCCACCGUGACGUGGUUGUUCCUUUGAUCUGCCCCACAGGACACAGAGCAGGAGGACAGGACCGACACCACUGCGCCCGCCAUGUAAUCACCAGAAAACGUUUGAUUGUAGUUCUUUUGUCCUCAGGGUACGGGCCGUGUAACCCACUAGGAACGUGCAGUCACAUUUCUGCGUUUAAAGUCACUGGGAGUAGUUCCCAUCCGUGUGGCUCUGCCGACAACGGGAUAUACAGUUAGACGGAUGUGCUUCGUUUCACUUUCCAUUUCUAGAAAUUGCUUUCUCUCAUUGUUUUCUUCUGUAAAUAUGUACAAGUUUCCACGUCAGAUCCACACAGCAAGGUACAUUCCCCUACUCUCUCCUUCCCCCAGAGGUAACCUUUAUUAGUGUUUGUCCUUUCAUUUUCAAAUAAAAAUUAUAAAUGAAUAUGUAGAUAUAUGUAUCUCCCUCCUUCAGAGUUGCAGGCUGUCUCUCCCGUGUGGAGGGACCACCGUGCCUCAGUCAGGCCCUGGUGGUGGGCAUUUGGGUUUUUUCCAGUCCAUGGUAUUAGUAGGAGCUUAUCUGUCUGGAUUUUUCCAGUGUAUCUGUGGGAAAUCUUUCUAAAGAUGGGGUUGCUGAGUCCACAUGUAAACGCAUGUGAAUCUGGAGGGGUACACUACCAUCCACCCCCCACCCACCCCCGACAAAGGUGGUAGGUACCGUUUUUUCUUCCCCUGGCACCUGUUUCCCCUGAGCUUUGCCAGCAGCGUCCAUAUAUUGUCAGACUUUCGUGGUUUUGCCCGUCUGGCACAUGAGGAAUGGUAUCUCAGUGGUGUUAAUCACAUUUCUCCUUUUGUAAGCAAGAUGGAACAUUUUUCAAGAAUUGAAGAGCCAUUUGCCUUUCUUUUGAUAAUUAUCCCUUCUCGCUAGCUGGUUACUUUAGCAUUUGUUAUAUAUUUGAGAUACCAACUUGUCUGAGACGUGUUUCAAAUACCUCCAGUUUUUACCCUGAAAAAGCGUUUCUUACACGUUUCUAUAUAAUCAAAUGUAUUAACCUUUGUACUUUAUUGCUUCUUUUCUGAGUCAUAAUUAUUAGGGAUGUUUCCCCCUCUCCCAGGUUGUAGACAGAUUCACCCAGAUUUUCUGCUGGUACUUUUAUGGUUUCAUUUCUUACAGUGAAGAGUGAAUUCGAUUUCCUCUUCGUCUGUGUGGUUGUCUGCUCUCCCCACACCUGAUUCAGGAGUCUGUCUUUCCUCGUUGGUGGCGGUGGCUGCCUCUCAGGUACAGUCAGUUUCCUCAUGCCGUUGGGCCUCGCCUGAUGGGUUUCCUGUUUUGUUCCGUCAGUCCGAUUGCUUAUUGAUGAGCCGGAGCCUGCUUUGGAUGUAAAGGCUUUGUUGUGAAAACAUUUGACUCCAGUACCUUGUGUUGGUUUUAGUGUCCAGAUUGAAGGGAAAUGGUAGUCAAUCAUGUUCAGGCCUCAUUUUUCCUCAAACUUAAUCUGCCUCAACUACCUGGGCAUCAUGGUAAAUGAACCAACCUUCUUAAUCGUUGUUCUGCUUGUAAUAGGUGUGAUUAUAAGCAAAUUGGAGAUCCCUCGUAAGCUCUGUAAUACAUCACUAUAUGCAGGCUCUGUGUACAACACAGUCAUCACCACCAUCGUUAAAAGGCUUCAGAAAUUAAGUUCAAGCAAAUUACUGUAAUGAAUGCAUAUGCACCAUCAGACAUAUCAACGCUGUAUGUUUUCAUUUUGCCCACUGCCUUCCCCCCUGAAGAUCACAUGUGCCCACUGCCCUGUCAUGAGAAAUUGCUCUUAACUUUUUGCCUUAGUUUUUUUGUGUUUUUUUUGUUUUGUUUUUUGGGCGGGGCCGCGCAGCCUAUAGGACCUCAGUUCCCCGACCAGGGAUUGAACCUGGGCCCCGGCAGUGAAAGCCCAGAAUCCUAACCACGAGGCCACCAGGGAACUCCCUGCUUUAGUUUAAAUUGCACUAUUUUAAGCAGCGCUUUGUUGAAAAUUUCAUAAUACAAUUGAUUAUUGUGACUUUAAACUCUAUCCUUGGAUAAUGCUUCUUGAACAAUGUAGAUAAUUCAGCUAUUCUGUACCUCUCAUGGCCCCCCUUCCCCCUCCCAGCUCAGAUAAGGGGGUCCCCUGAUAUUUAGAGGGUGGAAACCGUCUAAAUGGAAAAAUAACGCAGUGGAAAACAAUGGUUUUUGAAGGUGUACCAUUUACAAACGUGGUACAUUUGCAGGUUGACAGCACUUGUGUGCCUUUGACAAUACAGAAACAAUAGCGCGUGUCACCUGCUUUCAAGCAUAGAAUCGGUGGGUGGGUGUCAACAACGGUGCCCCUGUUCCUGAGUGGACCCAUGGCACCUUAACUCCACCUGACCUGGACCCCUGGUUGCCAGUUACUGAUCUGCUCUUUUAUUCCGGUGAAAUCCUGUGCUUUCCUUUUUGUGUGGAAGCCUCUGUUCUGGAUCUCUGGUUUCUGCCCUUUUCAUUGCAAGAACAUUCAUGUCUGGGCCUCUGUGCUGCACAGUCCCCGGUCGGGUGAUGCCCGGCCUUAGCGGGUAAGUGCGGCGACCCUGAUUUAAUUCCAGGGCGAGGCUGGACAGCGUUUUGGUGUCCGUGCUCCCAUGAGAGCUGUGCUAUCCAGAACACGGUUGUUUGAUCUGAAAUUCACAGGCUCCUUGGGGUUGCCGUAUGCUUGUCCCGUCACCAGGUUACGUUUGCCAGACAUCUGGGUGCAGACGGUGUGCUUUUCUCUCCCUUCGGGCUCUUUCGCUGGCUGGUUCUAAAUGCUCGGAAAAUUCUAGAGGGUGCGAACCUCAUUUCCUCCUGCCAAGCUCGAGCUUUGCACCUCGAGUUUCUCUCCCUCCAUGUGUUUCACGCUCUUUGAAUACUUCGGCGAUGCAGUUGUGGGGUAACUCAGACCUUAGUUCCGUCCUCUCUGUGACUGUACAGUGUCAGACGUGCCAAAGUCCAUGCCUUCACUCUUGUGCCCUCUCCACCCCUGGCCCAGAACCCACCGCCCUGUCGGCCCCUCUUACCUGCUGGCGCUGAGCUUUCCGGGGUUUUCCACAUUUCCACCGAACUCCUUGACUCCUGGUCUGCUCUGGAAAGAAGUAAGGAGGAGCGCUCGCCAGCCUCAGAGGAACCUCCUCUCCCCAUGGCCUGGCGUCCCCUGGCUCUCCUGCUGCAGGAAGGGUGCCCUCACCCCUGAGGACGCACUGGAGCUCCAGGCGCCCCUCCCAGAGGUCCAUGCCCUGCCAGCCCUGCAUCCUGACCCCGGCUUGGUCUCAGACCCGCCCGAUCGUGUCGGUCCUUAUUCUGAUGGCGCACGGUGGCCUUGACUCUCGCUCCCUCUAAGUCAGGUGCCCAGUUCCAUGAUUCGCCCCGGAAGUUACCCCUCCUCGGUCAGACCCCCCGGCUGGCCUGACUCAGGGCUCCUUCCUGGUGGCUGGCGGCUGCCUGGCCUCCCCCGAGUUUGGGUCUGUCCCUCCUUCCAGGCUCCUGCCAGGCCAGCCUUCCUAAGGCCCCUGUAACCCUGUAACGAAUUCAGCCUGACUUUCCUGGUCAGCGUUUCCUGCUCUGCCCCGAACUUGAACUUGACUUUCUGACCCUCAACAUCCCAGGCAGGGUUUGCUCUCUUCUGGGGCCACAUACGCACUUCCCUGCAUCCCGGGGACCCUCGUGCUUCUUGCCGCGGGGGCCUCACUGGCCUCCUGUCAUCCUCCUGUGUCUGCUUUUUAUCGGGGAGGUAGUUACCAGUGCAUCUCCCUGAACCCCUUCACCGCCGGGAGCUCCUGGGCGCGGCUCGGGUCGGCUGUCGCUUUAAGCUGACGCCCCGCAUGCGGACUUACAGCUCUCCUCGUCUGUUCUCAUCUAAUACCUGAGCUCUCUCUUCUGUUCGUGGUGGGUUCACCCGAAGCCACAUGCUCUGUCGGGGCGUUAUUCUCGAUUUUACACUGUUCCUCAAAACACCCCAGUGACCACUGUGCUUGUCGAUUGGCCAUCGAUUUAAAAGUAGAAUCAGCAGAUUAACAUGUCAGUGUCUAUUCAGUUCUGAUAAAGAAUUAUUCUCCAAAAGUGUUCCUCAUACCAAACCAACACUUGGUGCUGUUAGUCUGAAACCUUUGGCCAAUCUGAUGGGUGUAAGUUGGUUUUUUACUUUUUUUUUUUUUUUUAAAUUUCUGUUCCCCUGGUUACUAAGGAAUAUGGGAAUCUCUUCAGGAAUUUGUUAGCUAUUUGCAUUUUGUUUUCUGUGAAUUACUGAUGCAUAUCCUUUGUUUUUCUCUUGAGUUAGUCUUUUUCGGAAUGAUUUUAAGAGACUUUUAAGGGUGGAAAGGAAAUACUGAAGGGGAAGGAAUGUGUUUCCUUAGUAGGAGAUGCACUCUCUCUCUCUCUCUCUCUCACACACACACACACACACACACACACACUCUCACUCUCUCUCUAAGGCUCACUGCUCUGUCAUCUUGACAGGGUUUUGGUUGGUGCUACUGACGUGACGAGAGCCAAUAUUUUAAGUGUGAAGCAGAACCAAACAAGUGUUGUACGUACAAGUGGCCCCUGCAGGAGGUGCCCCAGAUUGUGUCAGGCAAGAGCACAGCGUGGACACGCAUGUGUGAUCCCACCUGAUACCCAUUUUCUCUUUUUAUAAAUUUAUUUAUUUUACUUUUUUUGGCUGUGUUGGGUUUUCGUUGCUGCACAUGGGCUUUCUCUAGUUGCGGUGAGCGGGGGCUACUCUUCAUUGUGGGCGGGCUUCUCAUUGCGGUGGCUUCUCUUGUUGCAGAGCACGGGCUCUAGGCGUGUGGGAUUCAGUAGUUGUGGCGCACGGGCUCAGUAGUUGUGGCACGUGGGCUCAGUAGUUGUGGCUCACAGGCUCUAGAGUGCAGCCUCAGUAGUUGUGGCGCACGGGCUUAGCUGCUUCGUGGCAUGUGGGAUCUUCCUGGACCAGGGCUCGAACCCAUGCCCCCUGCAUUGGCAGGUGGAUUCUUAACCACUGUGCCACCAGGGAAGCCCCUGAUACCCAUUUUCAAGAACAGCCUACUUUGGAGGAAAAGAGCUAGGUUUGUACUUGAUUAAGUGCAAUACAUUUCACUCUUUGUAACCAUGGAAAAUUUAGGAGGGUCAGUGAUUUCAUAGGCUUAGGAAGUUUGCUCCUAUCGUAUAUUUGAGAUACUUUCCAUUGUUUUAAAGUACUGUCUGUAUUUCUCUGUCUCUCUCCCUCUCCCCACUUCUCUGUUGUGUAAUAGAAACCGUUUUUCUACUGUAGGAAUAUCUUAUCAUUUGCAGGCAAUAGCAUGCUGUUUUUUGUUUUUAUUGAAGUAUAGUUGAUUUACAUACCAUGUUUUUAAAGGUGUCUUAUGUCAAGCACUUUGAAAACUGACUUAAAAUGGAUUGACUUCACUGGGUGAAUGUGAAUUUUCAUAAACCCCAGUAUCUGUGGACUCUAUCCAGCUCAUUUGGAAAUUUCGUUUAGUGCUUUAUGUACAAAAUAGAUGAACCGUGGUUGACUAUGGAAGUUAUCGUUGACAAACACUUAACAGCUCUCUGUUUUCAGUUGCGAGAUUGCUUGUAUCCCUGCAUCAGAGAGAACGUGUAUCCAGAAUUAGACUUGAACUCUGAACAGAGACAGUUCUGGAUAGGAAGCCUUGUAGAGUGCCCGGCACACAGCAUGUUUGCCACGGUGGCCGGGAUAUCUCAGCGCGCGCCCGUGCACUGGUCAGAGAACGUGGUUGGGGCAGCCGUCUGCUUCCCAUACGUCAUUGCCCUCGACAGCGAGUUCAUCACCGUUCACAGCAUGCUGGACCAGCAGCAAAAGCAGACCCUGCCCUUUAAGGAAGGUCACAUCCUCCAGGAUUUUGAAGGAAGACUGAUCGUCGCCACGAGUAAAGGAGUUUACGUCUUGGUUCCAUUACCUCUGGAAAAACAAAUACAGGAUCUUCUAGCAAGCCGGAGAGUGGAGGAGGCUCUGGUUCUAGCAAAAGGCGCCCGGAGGAACAUUCCGAAGGAAAAAUUUCAGGUCAUGUACCGGCGGAUCCUGCAGCAGGCGGGCUUCAUACAGUUUGCGCAGCUUCAGUUCCUGGAGGCUAAAGAACUCUUCAGAAGCGGCCAGCUCGACGUGCGGGAGCUGAUCUCCCUGUACCCCUUCCUGCUGCCCACGUCCUCCUCGUUCACCCGGUCCCACCCUCCUCUGCACGAGUUUGCAGACCUCAACCAGCUGACCCAGGGCGACCAGGAGAAGGUGGCCAAGUGCAAGCGCUUCCUCAUGAGCUACCUGAACGAAGUCCGCAGCACGGAGGUGGCCAACGGCUACAAGGAGGACAUCGACACGGCCCUGCUCAAGCUGUACACGGAGGCUGACCACGACAGCCUGCUGGACCUCCUGGUCACCGAGAACUUCUGUCUGCUCACCGACAGCGCCGCCUGGCUGGAGAAGCACAAAAAGUACUUUGCACUGGGGCUGCUCUAUCAUUACAACCACCAAGACGCUGCUGCCGUUCAGCUGUGGGUGAGCAUCGUCAACGGGGAUAUUCACGACUCCACGCGCUCAGACCUGUACGAGUACAUCGUGGAUUUCCUCACCUACAGCCUCGACGCAGACCUCGUGUGGCAGUAUGCCGACUGGGUCUUGCAGAAAAAUCCGGAGGUUGGAGUUCAAGUUUUCACCAAGAGACCUGUGGACGAACAGCAGAGUAGAUUUAACCCAGAUGAUAUCAUCAGUUGCCUUAAGAAAUACCCGCAAGCCCUGGUCAAGUACCUAGAACAUCUGGUCAUGGACAGGAGACUGCAGAAGGAGGGGUACCACACGCACUUAGCCGUCCUCUACCUGGACGAGGUGCUGCAGCAGAGGCCCAGCGCCAGUGGCAAGGAUGCAGAAGUGACCGAGACGCAGGCGAAGCUACGACGCCUGCUCCAGCAAUCCGAUUUGUACCAAGUCCACUUUCUGCUGGACAGGAUCCGGGGCGCCGGGCUCCCCAUGGAGAGCGCCAUCCUGCUCGGGAAGCUGGAGCAGCACGAGGAGGCCCUGCGCAUCCUGGUCCACGAGCUGGCCGACUUCCCAGCAGCGGAGGGCUACUGCCUGUGGUGCUCCGAGGGCCGGGCCCCGCCCUACCGCCGGCGGCUCUUCCAGCUGCUGCUGGCCAUCUACCUGGGCCCCGGCCCCUCUGCGCCCGAGCUGGCCGUGGCCGCCGUGGACCUCCUGAACCGCCGUGCCACCGAGUUCGACGCGGCCCAGGUCCUGCAGCUGCUGCCGGGCACGUGGUCGGUGCAGCUGCUCUGCCCGUUCCUGACGGGGGCCGUGAGGGACAGCGUCCACGCCCGGAGGACCACUCAGGUGGCUAUGGGCCUGGCCAAGUCCGAAAACUUGAUCUACAAGUACGACAAGAUGAAGCUGAAAGGAAGCUCAGUUCGGCUCUCGGACAAAAAGCUUUGCCAGAUGUGCCGAAACCCCUUUUGCGAGCCCGUGUUUGUUAGGUAUCCCAACGGUGGUCUCGUCCAUACCCACUGUGCGGCCAGCAGGCACACGAACCCCAGCUCCCCCAGCCCCGGGGCUCGGACUUGAAGAGGCUGGGCCGAGGGCGCCUUACCAAGCCGGCCAGGUGCACAGAGUAGGCGGCCGCGUCAGCCGCCAUCUGGUGCCGGGGGGCUUCAGUCGUGGGAAAUGGGAUGCGGCCGACCCCCUGCAUCGGAUGGAAAUGGAUAAUCCCCGAAAUAGAGACAGGCCAGAUUCACCCGUCCAGGGACAUCGCCACCCAAAACAGAUGUCUGCUCUGAAAGGAAAUGAGCCUUCCUGUGCCACCCGGACAAACCAGACCCCGCACCCCGAGCCCCGAUCUGUAGACAUGUAUUUGCACUGGAAACGUUUGCUCCGGUGGCACGGAGGG